Molecule: messenger RNA, 3910 nt
Organism: Petromyzon marinus (sea lamprey)
Lineage: Eukaryota; Metazoa; Chordata; Hyperoartia; Petromyzontiformes; Petromyzontidae
Product: galanin receptor 2a-like
Biological process (GO): G protein-coupled receptor signaling pathway
Cellular component (GO): plasma membrane
Molecular function (GO): G protein-coupled receptor activity
Source: RefSeq, a predicted model, not a curated record
CGAAACCAACAUGCUGAGUUUUCAUUGACUUCUUUGGCAGGGGGGAUGCUGUAAUAGAACACUGGAAUUGACAUUUGGUUUGAUCUCCCGGCAUGGCAAUUAAAACAAUGGGGAAAGUUUCUUAAAUUCCCCCACCUCUGUCCACCCGGCAGUAAGUGUUCACCAUCGUUAGUCUAUCGGCAGGCCCCGUGUGACGGGGUAAAGGAUGGGCACUCCCGCAUCUUUCAAGUCAUCUGGCCCGUGUGGAGGAGUAGGCCAAAUUACCAUCGAGCGGUGCUUGCUGGAGCUCCCAUCAAUUGGAGGCCCUUCAGCCCAGCAGUGACGUGAGCUAUCAAUUGCAGGGCUGCACCUUUACCAUUACCUUCGGCAGGUUCAUGCAGCUUGCAAUAACAAGCAAUUACACAUAUCUGAUGGGAGGUGAGCUCAAAGAUCCCUGCUACACAGAGAGCAUUAUCUUCUUCCAAAGGGCUCUGCGAAUGCUCUUGGGCAUUUGGAGUGUGCUUGUUCUUGUCAUUAGCAUUACUUUACCGCGACGCAGAGGAACGUGGGGAAUAGAAUAUUCCAAAUCCGGUAAACGGUAGUAUUUUAAGUCCGUCUCGGCUGAAUUCUAUCACCUAUUUAAUAACAUUGAUUGGGACCGGCUGCGAUCACAAGCGUUCACUAAUUUCGUGCUCAUCCAGCUUCGGAUUUGGAGUGCGUUUCGUGAAGAAUAAAAUAAAAUGAUCGUGCCACUAUAUACAGUGGCCCAGGGUCCGGGCGAUUGGAUUUUGAUCAUAUUCCACAUUAGCUUUGCAGUGUCCACCACGAUCGCCAACUGCCUCUUGAUUCUGGCCAUCGUGAGCUCGGCGAAGCUCCGAAAGAGGAACAACUUCCUCUACACGCUGAGCAUCACCAUCACGGACCUAAUCGUCGGAUGCGGCUGGUUCUACAACGGGACCUACUUGGUGCUGGAGAGCCUCUCUGGCGGCUAUGACGCUGCGGGGAUCUUCCCAAUGUUCCACGGCAUCUCGCUGCUGACCCUGAUGGCAGCCAUGGUGGACAGGUACUACGCCGUGCAGUACCCGUUCGACUACACGAAAAACAUGACUCGCACCAAAGUGCUGACGAUCAUCGCCGCCACUUGGCUCAUGUCCAUCGCCAACACCGUGAUCAAAACGGAGAUCCCGAAAUGGGCCGUGUUUAUCUACCACUCUUACUGCUCGCUGCUCGGGAGCAUCGUGCUGGUGUUCGUGAUGGCCUGCCUCAACGUGCACCUUUACUUGGUCACCAAGCAACAGCUCAGUCGGGAGAAACAAACCGACGGCGAGGCCAAGAGGUCAUCGCACCUCAUUAUCAUCACGUCCGUGAUGUUCAUAAUUCUCUGGACGCCCAGCCUCAUGUACUGCGGCUUCUGCUUUUACAUGGGAUUGUGCUACAGCAUCCCUUACAAUGCCGUCCAGCCUUACAACAUCCUUCGGGUCCUCAACACGCUCACGACGCCUAUCGUAUUCCUGUGUGGAAGUCCGCUGACGAGGGCUUCGCUCAGGAAUAUUUGGGACCGCGUGACCUGCAAAAGUGCCAAAGUGGAGCCAGAUGACAUCAAUUCACCCGUUGUGUAUGUGAACCACUGAAGACACCACGACCGUAUAUAGCCUCUGGCUACCUUCGGAUCGUGACACUCAAAGAUAUCGGGGGAGCUGCACUUCAAGGAAGAUGAAUGUAAUUCCUUGAUAUGAACAUGGUAAGGAAAACAAUGGUGCGGAUUUUAUAUACGAAUAUGAUUGCGAGUAAAAGACAGAGAAUGUUUGCUGAAAGAGCACUUUGAAAAGGGUGUAUAAUUAAACAGUUAUCACUCAUUAACCCAGCUCGGUUGUGUAAUUUCCACGUUCAACUGGAGUGCACAUGGUAAAUGUAUUUAAGUGCAACCCCCCCCCCCCAAAUUAACUAAAGUAAAGUCAGAAUUCACACCGUGUGUUCAGGUAUAACUGAGGGGUGUCUUUGGAACAAACAAGUUGAUAACCCACACGUGUUUUUGAAAGAUAAGUGAGGCUUCCUUCAUUGUAACAUUUUACAAUCCAGACGUAAUAAUUGUUUUUUUUGUACCUUCUCCUGAUAGAUCAGUGUUCUUCACACAUUUAUAUAGGGGGGGGGGGCACUUUAGACCAUAAGCUGUGUGAGGGCAGCCACACAUUUGAAACCAUUGGGUUUUCACACGUUGUGUCCUGACGAGGACGGCACGCCAGGGGUCACACGAAAGGCCACCAGGGGCCGCCUGGUGUCCUGUAGCACUGCUUUCGAUGUUCAUAUGAUGAAUUGAAUAAAUACUUGAACAAAAAAAUCCACUUAAUCGGCCUACUCUGAACAAAAGCCUGCCUACUGGACAAUGUUUGAGGGUUAUCUAGUUCUUGUUUUAUUUCCAGGACACCACUUAGUUGUUGGCAAAUAAAGAAUGCUUAAAAUUAGUCGUUGAAAUAUGCACAAAUACUGGGCAAUUGUAAUGAUGAGCUAAAAUCCAAUUAUUUAUUUUACGAAAAAAUGCAUCAAUUAUGUUUCCACGUAAUUUAAUACAUGCUUUACUUAUCAGCAUCGCAAAUGACGAAAUAAAGUACUAUUGUGCACUCGUGCUAUGUGUGUGCCCUUUAUUAGGCAUGUAACUAUUCACCUUCUCACCCCUACGCCCACGUUGUGGAGGCGCGUAGCCGCAGUGGCUGCAGGGGUCACGUGAACCCAAGGCCCACAUAGGUCACCAAUUGCGCCUGUGAGCAAAAGAGCCCAGGACCGCCGGAGUUCAUGAGACCUCAGAAGCUAAGCAGCUAUUGAGCCUGGACAGUGCAUGGACGAGCGCAGCCACAUGGACGGAAGUAGAGGGUGGUGCAGAACCAUCGAUUGUUGUGCUGUACAUCUAUGAUUCCCCACCCACCUUCACGAGCCUGUUAGUUUGAUGUUCGAUGCAGGGGUUUUAGAGAUUCUCUUCUAUAUUUACACUCACUAUCCUAAUCAAGGGACAAAAACCUCAACACCAACAAUAAUCUCAAGAGGUAACAAUGUAUGGUUUGAGCAUACGCAAUUGCGGCUAAUUAUGGCACGUGAUGAUUAUUUAUUUCGGCGAGCCAAUGCUGCUCACGCUUUGCUGUUGUUUUAUCCCCCCAAGCUUAAGGUGCAUGGGGAUUCCAAGUAAUUAGAAAAAGACAUGUGUAUAUAAUUAUAUCACGUGCUUAUCAAAUAUAAUUAUAGCAUGUGUAUAUAUAGGAAUGUGCCUGUAAUAUCCCACACCUCCCAUUAGCACGGUUGACUAUGUACGGUGCGAAAACAUUUUCACACACACACAUAUAAUUGUAAUUGGUAAAAACGCCUCUGACCACAUGGAAUAAACUUGUUCGCACUUACUGUUGUUGUUAGUUUCCGAAGGAUUAAACACUGACUAUGUUACUCAUGGGGGUGGAGCAUUGGCGAGGUGGCUCGUGGCACUCCACUUUGCAUGCAGCCACCUCUUGCGUUCCAUCACUGGCCGUGGCCAGCAUCGACGGCGAGUGAUGUCUGAACCGGUCCUGAGGCAGUGCCCUUCACCAACCUGCACUGACCAGCGCGGUGAAAUGUGAACAAAACAAUCACGGUGACCGACACGGCAUCGGAAGGCCAUCGUCAAGCGGCGGAUGGACAGAGACGCUGUGCUGUAGCAUCGCGUUAUUCCACUCGUCAGCCUUGUGAAGAAGCCGGGCGAUAAUGUCUCGAUCGCGUGUCAUGAUUGGCAACGAAGGGCCUCGUGAGCAAUGUAUUCCUGCUCGUAGCUCGAUUAAUCAAUUAAGUCUAUUCAUCGGAAAAAAAACAUAUAUAUAAUCAAACACGCAUUUUUGAUCGAUUACUCAGGUCCUCUUUAAAAAUGUCAGCUGCCCCCCCCACCCCCCCACGUGCUCCCUCCAGAAGGCUGGAA